AUGCACAAUAACAACUUCAUUAAAGACUUUGUCAAGUUCAUUGACGCUUCUGAGAACAUAAAAAUAAUUAGUGAAAAUCAAGAAAGAAGGAAAGAACAAUGCCCGACAGGAGAAGCUUUAGGAAAAAUAGUAUUAAACUUGUUGAGAGGACUGCACUUGGAUCCGAAGAAAUGUGAAGGAAUUAUUACUGACAGUUGCAGCGUAAUGAGCUCUGAAACAGUUGGUGCAGUAACAGUAAUACAAAAAAGUCGCAACAAAUAUAGUUAG
Diabrotica balteata is the source of this 267-nucleotide messenger RNA. Lineage: Eukaryota; Metazoa; Arthropoda; Insecta; Coleoptera; Chrysomelidae. The record is from the annotation of a GenBank genome assembly.